This is a messenger RNA of Beta vulgaris subsp. vulgaris (sugar beet), 1734 nucleotides long. RefSeq lists its product as uncharacterized. NCBI's taxonomy places the organism in Eukaryota, Viridiplantae, Streptophyta, Magnoliopsida, Caryophyllales, Amaranthaceae. The transcript has a single exon. The record is from RefSeq and is a predicted model, not a curated record. Bases 372 to 1490 code for a protein of 372 amino acids.
UCUAUCAAAAUCAAACUUAUUUGUUCACCCACGCAAAAUUUCUUAAUUCUUAUACUACAAAUAAUACUUUCUAUAACAAUUGAGAAAUAACAAAAUUAUUUGCGUAUAAUGAAACCUUAUCCAAGACUAUCAAUUAUCGUAAAUUUGGAAUCAUUAUAUUAUUAUACCUGGCUAUUUUAUAACCAUUCAUACUACACCCACACCCUCCCAUGCACGUGCCACUUUUAAGCCCACAUAUUUUAGUCGCAUCUUAGAACUUAAGAAGAUAACAUAACAUAACCAUCCAUGCAAUAACCUCCCAAAAAAAAAAAAAAAAAAACCUCCCAAAAUUACGAGAAUAACAAAAAUAAAAACUGAAAAUUUAUUGAAUUAUGGGGUGUGCAACGUCUAAGAAAGUUGAUGCAACGACGCCGUAUAUCUACCGUCCACCACCAUCAAGUUUCGCCGUCUUCGACAUAAACUCCAUAGAAGAGCCAUGGCUGAAGCUAGAUAAUAACAAUGGUGAAAAACUAGAAGAUAAUAAUGAUCAUGCAAAAAACCCUUCACACGUGCCAACUCCCUUGCUUGAGAAGCUUGACACGCUUGAGAAGGAGGAUUCUAAUGGGCCUCGUACGUGGGAGGAAGUCAGCAAGGCCUUAGGAGACUUCAAGAACAAGCCCACUCCCGGCCCGAAGCAGCCCAGCCCAGUACACGACCAGCCCAUGAAGAAGAACUUCUCCUUCCACACACUUGCGGAGUUGGAAAAGGAUAAAAAAAAAGGUGAGUUGACUCGGAGCGAGUCGUGUGGUGAUGAUAAGAACGAAGCUAAGAAUCAGCUUGGUAGGCUUAGGAAGACUGAGUCAACUCGGGACGAGUUGCCGAGUCCGAGUGUUGAGUCGGGCCGGGUGAGCGGGUCGUCGUUGAAGGCGAACCCGUUUAUAGUGAAGGAUAGGUUGGAAAAGGAGAAGGAAGGGAAGGAGGCAGUUUUUGAUAGGAUAAUGAAGAGUAAAAGGGACCCACUUAGUGAGUUUCCCGAGGUUUGUCCACCUAGUGGGGCCAACUUGGUUGUUUUGUAUACUACUUCUUUGGGAGGGGUAAGGAGGACUUUUGAGGAGUGUAACCGAGUUAGGGCGAUUCUAGAGAAUCACCGAGUUGUAUUUGAUGAACGGGACGUGUCGUUACACGGCCCGUUCUUAAGCGAGUUGAAGGAGUUGGUGGUGGAUAAAGGCGGGGCGGGUGUACCCGUCCCGAGGUUGUUUGUGAAAGGAAGGUAUUUGGGAGGGGGUGAAGAGGUGGUGGAGUUAAAUGAGUCGGGUCGACUCGGGAGGAUACUGAGUUCGGCACGAGUUGAGAGAGGGCUUGGUUGGCAAGGGUGUGAAGGGUGUGGUGGGGCUAGGUUUAUGCCUUGUUUGGAAUGUGGAGGGAGUUGCAAGUUGGUGGUCCAAGGUGAGAAGGAAAGAUGUCCCAAGUGUAAUGAGAAUGGGUUGGUUCAUUGUCCUCUAUGCCACUAGGAUUGUCAAAUGAAGGUUUAAGGGGAAAACAUUUUGAUGACAAUGAGAUAUACCAAUCUUUGUGAUUAUAGUUGUAACAUGGGAAUGAUCAAUUGUAAACUCUCUCUACAUUGAACUAUCAUCAUGAUUGUUUUGUAAAGAAUAGUUAAAUCGUAUGGAUAAUUUUGGAUUGUCUCUUGGUCAAUUUGUAUACUUUACCAUCAUAGUUAUAGGUCUCAAUAAAAUUAUUAGCUCUUCUAAAUAA